Molecule: messenger RNA, 3848 nt
Organism: Lagenorhynchus albirostris (white-beaked dolphin)
Lineage: Eukaryota; Metazoa; Chordata; Mammalia; Artiodactyla; Delphinidae
Gene: TMED7
Product: transmembrane p24 trafficking protein 7
Exons: 3
Coding region: 385-1062 (225 amino acids)
Biological process (GO): endoplasmic reticulum to Golgi vesicle-mediated transport; intracellular protein transport; Golgi organization
Cellular component (GO): Golgi apparatus; endoplasmic reticulum; COPII-coated ER to Golgi transport vesicle
Source: RefSeq, a predicted model, not a curated record
UAGCUUCCACGUACACACUCCAACGUCUCUCCCCGCGGCCGGGGGAGAGCACAUCCGGGUCGCUGGAGCAGGUGCCUCAAGCCCCGCCUCUUUCCCCAGUCUCUUGUUCCAGCUUCCGGCUAUCUCAAGUCUUUUCCGCUUGUUUUCUGCCGUCUUUAUCUGCGCUCCCUAGCUCGUUCUGGCGUCUAGGCCCUGGUCCCUCAGCACCCCUACCCUGUAACCAGCGACUCGCUGCGCAUCUCGAAUCUCUCGGGGCUCGGAGCAACUCUGCGGUGCGUCUUCGCGGUGCCGUUUGGGGUGAGGCCUGCCGCGCGCCGUGAGUCCGUGGAGACGUGAGCUCGCAUCUCCCCGCAGCUCGGUUGAGGCCGCCGCCGCCGCUUCGGGAUGCCCCGGCUGUGGUCCGCGCAGCGCUGGGCUGCCGUCGCGGGCCGUUGGGGCUGUAGGCUGCUCGCGCUGCUGCUGUUGCUGGUGCCGGGGCCCUGCGGCGCCUCUGAGAUCACGUUCGAGCUGCCCGACAAUGCCAAGCAGUGUUUCUACGAGGACAUCACGCAGGGCACCAAGUGCACUCUCGAGUUCCAGGUGAUUACUGGUGGUCACUAUGAUGUAGAUUGUCGAUUAGAAGAUCCUGAUGGUAAUGUGUUAUACAAAGAGAUGAAGAAACAGUAUGAUAGUUUUACCUUCACAGCCUCCAAAAAUGGGACAUACAAAUUUUGCUUCAGCAAUGAAUUUUCUACUUUCACACAUAAAACCGUGUAUUUUGAUUUUCAAGUUGGAGAAGACCCACCUUUGUUUCCUAGUGAGAACCGAGUCAGUGCUCUUACCCAGAUGGAAUCUGCCUGUGUUUCAAUUCACGAAGCUCUGAAAUCUGUCAUUGACUAUCAGACUCAUUUCCGUUUGAGAGAGGCCCAAGGCCGAAGCCGAGCUGAGGAUCUAAAUACAAGAGUGGCCUAUUGGUCAGUAGGAGAAGCCCUCAUUCUUCUGGUGGUUAGCAUAGGGCAGGUAUUUCUUCUGAAAAGCUUUUUCUCAGAUAAAAGAACCACGACAACUCGUGUUGGAUCGUAACUACGUUUUGAGAAUUGAUCCACCAUUGCCGCUGUAAUAUUGCUGUCCUCUAAUUAAUUUUAGGUACCGAAGAACUUAAUAUUGGCAACAUUUUUAGAAUCUUACUCAUACACUUGUUGUGGAGGGAUGUACGAUGCAUUCCCCAAGCUGUGGAAAGGACACCUUUUUUUAUUUGUAAAGGUAGAAAAACUUUGGGACUUAUUUUGGGCUAUUCAUAAAUAUUCAGCACAAUGAUCUACUCUUUUCUUGGUUGUUUCUAUCUGCUCUUCGCACACUAAAGUAUUUUGAUUUGGUAUUUUGGUUCCUUUUAGCCAUUUAAAAAUACUUUUCUUGUAAGUAGUGGAGAUUUUUAAAACCUUCAAUUUAAUGUCUACAUGUGUUGUGGAGGAAGAAAAUUACCUUUCAGUUGUUUAUAGGAAAUAAAGUUUUGUUUUUAAGAAAACCAGUUGUGAUUAGCUAUAGCCCAAGCCCUAUUCUGCACUGUUUAAUUUUAUGAGGAAAAAAACCUACCAUAGAAAUGUUAGUUAGUUAAUAUUGAUAUAGUUUUAAAUUGAUACAUCAUGGUUUAAUUUAUUUCUCAGUAGCUUGGAAAAUAUCGUUUUUAUUGUUUGGGUUUAUUCUAUGAUCUAUAACCAGAUGUGUUAUUUUUUUUCAUAAAGACAUUUUUACCACACAGAAAAUAGUAUGUUUCAAUUACAUAAUAGAGUUUACACAGGCCUUAAAAGUCAGACUGUUGUAACAGGUAGAAUAAUUACAGAAUAAUUUAAGACACUACAAUGGGGGGCAAAUGAAAUGAGAAGACUUUUAGUGAGUUAUCUGCACAUAUUACAUUUUCAGUGCUUUUACAAAGAAAAAAGGUGAUCUGUUUCAUUUUAAACAUUUGAAUUGGCUAGUUCUUGCUCUUAUGUGGCUUUAAUGUCUGAGUCACUCCCAGCUUAAAUUGAGAGUUGUAAUAUAGUAUUAUAAAAGUGCCAUACAUUUUAUCCUAAUGGGUGUGAUGCACUGAGAAGUUAGUUACUUUGGUUUUUUUCUUUCUUUCUUUUUUGGUUUUUUUGUCUUGCACAUGUAAUUUGUACAAUCUCUGGUUAACAGCCCUAAGAUGAUGUUAAAAAUUUAGAAUGCCGUGUAUGUGUUUCUUAUUUGAUAAUCUUCAUUGACUGUACUGCAUUUAACGAGUAUUAGUGCAUUUUCUGUAGACUAUAGGGUUUAGACUGUGUUUGUGUUUUAUAACUUGCAUACAUUGAGCUGAUUGAAAUAAGAUUCCAAGUAUUCUAGAAUGGAAUACAAGAUGAUGCAAAAUUGGGUUUAAAGCUUUUAUGCUGUUAAAAAAAAAAAUUGCAACUGCUUUUUGCCAUGCUUCUAUCCCCCACCUAAAAGUGAUGAGUGCUGAACGUGACUGUCAUAUUGUUAGGACUUUGAUAUGUGGUACCACAGAAUACUGAUUGGAUAGCAAUUCUAGUCACUUACCACUACUGACUAGAAGUUAACUCUUAAUUCUAAGCUGUCUUAAGAUGCAUAUACACUGCUGCAUGUAAGAGCAAAAUGAAUUCAGGUUGUCCUGCUUGCUAAUUUCAAGUGCUACAGUGUAGCAAGGGAUGAACAUAUUUUCAGACUUUUAAUUCUAAAAUUUUUGAAGACCAAAUAGCUACUCCUUCAACAAUAUAUACCAGUGGAUUAAGAACUGAAGUUUAAGAUUCUGCAGAUUUAUCUAUUGGGGUUCUUGUAUUGGAGUUGUCCUGUAGCUUUUUAAAUGUCCCUCUAGAUUUGCAAAUUUUAAACACUAAUGUUAAAGUGAUAAACAUGGGAGUAUGUUAAAUGUCCUUUUCUGGUUGCCUGUCUGCUCUGUUGUAUUCAGAUAGUUACACCAUAAUUCAGCAGAGCUGGGUAUCAUAAGUGUGCCGAGUUUGGCAUAGAUAAUGCAGUUAUUUAAUCUGUGCCUAUCAAAACUUCAUGAUAUUUAAAGAUUAUUACCACAGAUAAGUUGCGGUGAAACUAUUGAGAUAUAUUAAAAAUUUUUUAAAUCACCACUGUUACCUGUUGUAGAAAAUAGUACUGACUUAGUCUAGUCUGUUUGUAACUGGUUAAAGUUUGAUGGCUUGCCUAUACUCAACUAGGUAUGUAUAUUAAAAUUAGAAAAUACAUAUCUACCUAGACAUGAAUGUUAAGUAAGAACUUUUUUCUUCCUUCCCCUAUAUAAUUUGUAGCUCAUCUUUUUUCUUUAAUCCUUUCAUAACUUGUUGCAACAGUUUGAAUUCCCCAAAUAUUUACGUUUGGACAUAUGGCUCAGAAUACAUAUUUAAACAUCAUUAGCUGUAUAUAUUUUUAAAGUAGAAUAAAUAAUGGAAAGGGACUUGAUAUAUAAGUUUAUACUAAAAUUCCAACUGUGUGAAGAUACAUUUUAAGAUAUUACUUUGCUAAUAAUCUAAAUAUUCAUUUUUUAUUAAGGAAACAAAUGGUUUGGGGUUCACAGCUUUCAUCCUGGCUUGAUGAUAAUCAACUUUGAAAACACAGUGGACUGAAAAGCAAUUUUAUUCUUUGAAAGAUUUCAUUUAAAUCUCUGUACUAUCCAUUUUUGCUUCAGUUUGUAAAUGUGUAACAUUUAUGGUUAAAUAGGACAAAGCAGACCCUAUGACUGUUGUUUUCAAGAAUUAAACAAAUUGAUAUAUAAAUUAUUCAAAGGGGGUUUUCAUUUACUUUUGAAAAGAAAAAUUUCUCUAAAUUAAAAAUGUUGGUUCUGCAGGAUUGCACCAAUCAAUUCUUGUAGAAUAAAAAAAUAUUUCAACAAA